This is a messenger RNA of Glycine soja, 995 nucleotides long. Its product is annotated as transmembrane emp24 domain-containing protein p24delta3-like. Gene Ontology annotation, biological process: Golgi organization; intracellular protein transport; endoplasmic reticulum to Golgi vesicle-mediated transport. The record is from RefSeq and is a predicted model, not a curated record. NCBI's taxonomy places the organism in Eukaryota, Viridiplantae, Streptophyta, Magnoliopsida, Fabales, Fabaceae. The transcript has 4 exons. Gene Ontology annotation, cellular component: endoplasmic reticulum-Golgi intermediate compartment; Golgi apparatus; endoplasmic reticulum. The coding region runs from base 63 to 803 and encodes 246 amino acids.
AAUAGUGAGAAGAGAAUAGCUAAAAAAAGGAUAGGUAGGAGGAAAGACAGAACAGAUGUUACAUGUUACUACGUUGUUGGCCACAUCGGAAGAACCUCAAAUCAAAAUUAGAUCGAUCGAACGAAGGAGAGGUUGAUUUCACAAACAGUGUGUGUGUGGAGAAGAGAGCUAUGUCAAUGUCAAUGUUAAUUGUCUUCCUCUUCUUCUUCUCGUUCUUCUUCUCAACCUCUGGGGCUCUCGGGCUGACCAUACCACCCUCCGGCACCAAGUGCGUUUCUGAAGAAAUCCAUAACAACGUCGUCGUUUUGGGCGAUUACGCUGUCGUCACCACUGGGAAUGAUCAUUCCCAUAACUCCACCAUUUCCGUCAAGGUCACAUCACCAUAUGGAAACAAUCUUCAUCAUAUGGAGAACAUAUCAAUUGGUAAUUUCGCCUUUACAACUCGAGAAAGUGGAAACUACUUAGCAUGUUUCUGGCUGGGUCAUAAUGAACGAGGUGGAGACGUUAGUGUGAACCUUGAUUGGAAAACUGGAAUUGCAGCCAAGGAUUGGGAUUCGGUUGCUAAAAAGGAGAAGAUUGAGGGAAUAGAGCUUCAGUUGAGAAAGCUAGAAGGAACAGUGGAGGCUGUCCACGAGAAUUUGAUCUUUCUGAGGGGCAGGGAAGCAGAGAUAAGGAACGUGAGUGAGUCCACAAAUGCCAGAGUGGCGUGGUUUAGUUUUAUGUCCUUGGGUGUCUGCAUUGCAGUUUCAGUUCUGCAGUUGUGGCAUUUGAAGCGAUACUUCCACAAGAAAAAGCUUAUUUAGAUGGUGCUAGUGAUGAUUCAUAUAUUUAUUUAUUUAUUUUUGGUUACAAUGCUACUGCUGAUUUAAUUUUAAAGAAGGAAUUUUAUAACUUAGGCAUUUUUAUGAGCUUUGCGUCCUUAGUAAGGAAUUAUAUUUGGAGUAAUUGAUCUUUAUUCCAAACCAUUCGUUGACCGUAGUCAACAUUCUAAGGAA